AUGCUUUCGAAACCGCGUAGUUUCACUCCGGCUUAUUGGGGAGAUUGUCCAGCGAAAUUCAUCAAUACAUGUUUCAAGGCAAAUUCGGUAUGUGUAUGCGAAGACGACGAGUGCGAGGCGGACGCUCCAAAGGUACCCACUGAAUCAGACGGCAUGUGCAUCUGCGCGUUCGACAGACUGACUCAAGAUGCGUGGCCGUGCCACCCUAAGGCAAUUUGGCAAAAUACCACGUGCCAAUUUUGCGACGAUCACAUGUUCUGUCAGAAGUACUCGAAGAACGGUGAACGACAGAAUGAGCCGUGCCUCUGCGGAAAUGGCGAGGCAUUCUGCAUGAUAGAUCGGAUGGCAAAGCUGUUGAACCUGUGGGAAUUCUUCGGUGAGCUAUCGAAGGUCACGGAUGUCACCGACGACGAGAUCGAAGCGCUGGGGUUUGGGAACAUGACCGAUGAAGUUGCCAUUGUGACCAAAGCUAAGGAGAACAUCAUAUUUGCAAUGAGUGCGGUCAGCGAACAACAAAGGAGGGAUAUGUCACAGGCGAAACACAAUCUCAUCCAUAAGUGCUCAUUCAAUGGAAAACCAUGCGAUAUCGACAGCCAGGUCUUACCUAUUACAAUGCACUUCGUAACGAAUUCAUCAAGAAUCUCCCCCUCCUAUGGAAAUGGAUAG
Messenger RNA from Ostertagia ostertagi, 666 nucleotides. Lineage: Eukaryota; Metazoa; Nematoda; Chromadorea; Rhabditida; Trichostrongylidae. The record is from the annotation of a GenBank genome assembly.